AACCAUUUCUACCGAUCAAAUUCCAUUAAAUUCCGUUUCAGUUCCGGUCAAAAUUCCCAUCCCGUCUAACCUCCUCGGAGCCUGAAAAUAUUGGCGCCAAGGUCUCACACAGUGCAGAAAUGGCGAGUUUACUAGGGUUCCAUCCUCCUCACUUCUCUGAGGAGGCGGCAUGGCUUCCGGCUUGGCUUCAGCCUUCUACGAUAAGAGAGGACAGUAAUCAAGAAUUUGAAUGUCCUUCGGGGCAAGGUUUGGAGGAAAUGUUAUGCCUAAAACAAAGCACCAGUGACAGAGAAAGUGGGAAUUUGUCGGAUGAUGGCUGGUGUAAGAGUUUCCGUUUAUUCUUAUCAGGGGAAGACAAUUCGCCGAUGCAUUUUACUUCAUGUUCUAGCAAUCAUGAAGUUCGAUAUAAUCUUCGUCUAUCACUGAAUGAAGAAUCUGAGUAUUCAUUGAGUCCAAUUUUGAGUAAAUCUCAAGCAGAGAGAUUUGAAUUCAAUCAAGCUCUCCCAGUACACCAGCCAGAUGCUAAAGGUAUCCCUGAGGAGGAUAUCCAUGAAAUGAACUAUAAUGCUGUUGAAGCUUAUAUGGUUCCAAAUCAACAGAGGGACCAUUUAGGAAUUUUAGGUCAUGAGGAUCUCAGCUUAAAAGAGAAAAAGGGGAUAAAGCCUAAAGUAGAUGCCAGAUCUCUGAAAGUUGAUGUCGAUGAUGCAGUUGAACUCGCUGUUGCAGCAUCAGAGGCAUUGACAAUACAUGAGGUAGUAAAAGAUGAACCAAGUUCAGAACUUUUGAUGGCUUCAACCGUACUUGAAGCUGCAAUGCGGGUGAAGCAGGCACGGUUGGAGGAUCUCGAAGAGACUCUAAGUUGUUGUGGUGGGGAAUGCAAUGAUAUUGACUUUCUUUCAGAUUUGGACGAGUCCACCAUGGCAGAUGCAUAUGAAAAUGUGGGGUUAACAGUUUCUGGCCAUGGUCAUCUGAGUGCUUAUGAAUCCGUAUCUCGCAUUAAAGACAGUUAUGCAUCAGAAAGUUAUAUGUCUAAUGUCAAACAGAAGGGCAAUGAGCCUGGCUGCCUAGAAGUUGAUUCUGGUUCUAUUUUACCAAAACAGCAGCAUAAACAGGUUAACAGUGCCAGCAUGUUAUUGAAGAGAGGCUUGGAAUCUGUCAAAGGUGAUACAUGCAAGGAACAGGUUGAUUAUGCAGCAGUAAGUACAGAGAACGCCGAUCUUGCAUGUGAUAUGGAUCCCAUGUUGAGUUGUUCGGUUCGGCAAGCUGAAUUUUGCACAACAGAGGUUGGCUUGCAGAGGGAGGGCUUUCCAGUUGGGGAUGUGACAUCAUCUCAAACAAUUUUAAGAUCUGUCCAGUCUGGGAGCUCUGGUUACAAUGAGAGAGAAGAUAAGAUGACAAAUAUGGUUUCAGAUAGAUUUCAUAGCCGCUGGUUUGGUGGUUGGACAUGGAAGAAUGAAGCAAGCAUUCCUGCAGUUACCAACCAUAAAUAUGAAAGAUGCAUCCAUGAACCUUUUGCCAAUGAAACAAGUUCUCUCUCGGAAUCUGCUGAUAUCACUCCAGAUAAGAAUUCCUGCAUCCAAAAACAAGACAAUGAUCGCAAAAUUGUUUCUCAAUCAAGUGUAGCUCCAGAAGGUACAUACGAGGAAUCUAGUAAUAAUGGGAAUUUGUUUUCUGAGGAUGUGGCCGUUUCUCCUUGUGUGUCCCCAAUGGACCCUUUGUGUUCUGUUGUUCCUUGCAGCUUUACUUUGGAUAAUGCUUGCCACCAGAAUGUUGCAUCUCAGAAUUGCCAACGCCAGGUGAAUCCCGAGAAGCAAUUUAGCCUUGCAGCCCAAGUUAAUUUGGAUAAUCUAAAAACUAUCUCACCCCAAGGUGCCGAUUUUCUUCAUGGGGAUGUGAAAUCUAUUUCGAAGAUUAAUGGUGAGAGUUCUACUGUAGGUAGGCAGGUGGCUUUGCUUAAAACUUACAGCAUGCUUUCUCUUAGGUGCAAUCCUUACUUGGAAAAGGGACUUCAACAUGCUCCAAGCGUUCUUUCUUCUGUUACACAAAAUCCCAUUCUUGACUUAAGAGAUGAUAAUGAUGGUCAUAAUCCCAGUCACACGAAGGAAAAUACGAACUUACCCAUGGCUAUAAACAAUGGGAACACUUCUAGAUGCAUUUCACCUGAUAUUGGCGGAGAAGAAAAUCUAGAUCGAACUGUGGUACCAGAUAGCAAUGAGGACUUGCUUCUGACCAAGGUUUCCAGAAAAGUAGAAUCUAACUGCAAAAGUUAUCUAGUUCCGAGGAGGAAGCGUGUCCAUUUUUCAGAAACUGAAAUUACUUAUCCACAGGUAAAGAAAUUCCAAACGCCAGAAACCCGAGUCAAAGAUUCUUUAGUUGCAAGUAGAAUUUGCAGAGCGUUGAGAAAUUCUAACCUGCAACCUAAAUCUAGAGCUUAUGAAGUAAAAAGACCACGUGUCACAGAAAAUACGCUAUUUCAAAAUCUCAAGUUCUUGCUUACGGGAUUUUCUGUCAAGAAGCAUAAGCAGAUCAAGAAUCUAAUUCAGAAGAAUGGCGGCAUAGUUUUGGAUGAUAUUCCUUCUCCUUCAACAGCUAGAGGAAAGAAAAGCUCAAAGAAUAAAUGCCAGCUACUUCCUCUUAUUUUGUGUCCCAGAAGGCUAUUGACAACCAAGUUCUUAUAUGGAUGUGCAGUAAAUGCAUCCAUUCUUAAAGUAAACUGGCUGUUUGAUUCAGUUGAUGGAGGUUUGAUCUUACCACCUAACAAAUAUACGAUUCUUAAAGAACACGCUACUAAAAGUUGCAUCAUUAUAGGAAAACCAGUUCUUUGCACUUACUUUAUCUUUGAAAAUCUUGCCAUCAUGCUUCAUGGAAAACACAAGUUCUGCAGCAAAAUGGCGAAAAUUAUCAAGCAUGGAGGGGGAUUGGUGUUCAAAACGUUCCACUGGUUGGUGAAGACUCUUGAUUCUAAAAAGGUAUCGGUGGGGGCUAUUGUCGUGGAGGACGAAAAUGCUGUUUCACGUCACUUGAAACAAUGUGCGAUGGAGCAAAAGAUUCCUUUGAUGCCAUUUAAGUGGAUUAUAAACAGCUUAUAUGCAGGAAGGCUUCUUCCUUCACCAGAACACAAGCAUUCUCUGCCAUCUAGGCUUUUAAAUCAUCCAGUUGAUAUGGAAUUAAGUGAAGAAAUAUGAAUAUCUACCAUCUUGGCUACUUACCCGAUGAAAGGUUCGAAUUCAUAAAACAAUUUCAGGAUUUAAUCAAUAUAUGAUUCAAUGUCUUGGCUUGGUGGCUGAAGACUUGCAUUCCUGCUUGUGGUGAUGUUGAAGCAUCAACAAUAGCAGGUAUCUUUCAUGGUACAACUGAUAAUACUGUUGUUGGGUGUGUUGAAUGUAAGCCUGUUCUGUUAGUGAAUUUUAUUAAGUAUCACCAUUUUUUAUGGGAUUUGACAGUAUCAUAAGUUGCAUCUUUAUGAGAAAAGGAAAUUAGAGUUGUCUAGAAAUGACUGUUGUUUCCUGGUGAUUAAAAUGACCAUUUUCAUGGUGAUUAAAAUGAAGCAUUUUCAUAGACUUGGACUGUUAUUCCAAGGGACCUUAUGACUUCUUGUAUGCAAACACUUUUUCAAAAGCCAAGUUUUUUUCCUUUUCUUUUUGGUAAUCGUGGUGUCCAAGUCAACUUGCGAGCAUCUCAACUAAGCCCAUGAUGUCUAGAAGAACCGCCGGGAAAAUUUCCCGUGGCCUUGGAAAGACUUGAAGGGGUGACAUCUGGGGAGGAGCCCCAAACUACAACAAACAAAUGGAAGAGGCAGGAAUCAAACCCACAUAGAGAACUUAAUAAAUUUACAGUUUUCUCGCUUUUGACCCCGCUCAAACUAGCUGUCCUGCCAUCUUAGAAUUAUAAAGAAGCAUUUCUUAAACAAGCUUUAUUGUUGAUUGAGCUAUUACACUAACGCCUCAAGGUUAAGCUAGGGUUUUUACGCUCUAUUUUCUCUGGGGUAGAGAACAAGUAUUGUGAACAUUCCAUUCAAGACUCUAGACCCUACCAAAUGUGAUUGGUUUGGUUUAUAUGACUUCUUGUAUGCAUGUGUUUUCUUUUAAAGUGGUAUCGACAACUUGAAUGCACCAUCAAUUCAUGUGGUGGUAUAGGUCCACCUACACGAUAUCUUCUUAUGGGAGGUU
Molecule: messenger RNA, 4169 nt
Organism: Cynara cardunculus var. scolymus (artichoke)
Lineage: Eukaryota; Viridiplantae; Streptophyta; Magnoliopsida; Asterales; Asteraceae
Exons: 7
Coding region: 120-3185 (1021 amino acids)
Biological process (GO): DNA damage checkpoint signaling; positive regulation of transcription by RNA polymerase II
Cellular component (GO): nucleus
Molecular function (GO): histone binding
Source: RefSeq, a predicted model, not a curated record